AUGAGAGAAUACCGGCAGAAUCUUGCGCUUCAAGUACAUCUCCAGAAGCUGCGAGAAGAAAGCCCUCUCGCACCAUAUCAGCCGUCCUCUCCCGAGACGACCCUGAUCGCCCGAUACGUUGGCGUGCUCGGACCAGAUCCCGCGGGUAGGCAGCCUUUUGAGGUCUUAGGGACAUGGAUACAGUCCAUUCCCUCGCGCAUCGGGUCGAACAAGAUGCUUGAUUUGGCCGUCCAGUUCUUCGUCGACAGUCACGCUACGUACCGAGAUGAUAUGCACUCGAAGCGCAAGGUCGCCAGAGCUUCAAAGGCUAAAGCGCUUAAGGAAUUGCAGCUCGCUGUGAUGAAUACUGAUAACAAGAUCACGUACGACAUCCUGUUGGCUACCAAAUUGCACUACGCUGCUGAGGCUCUUCUGGGGCUUGAUACCUUGUAUUAUGCCAUUCAUGCGUUCGGAAUUGCAGAGCUGCUGAAGUCGGGCACGGUGGCGGAAGUCGAUGACGAUCAUUUCUGGAAUUUGAUUGACAAUACCUAUGUCGACGACGUUCACGAGGCGAUGAUGACGGGUCGAAAGUCAGUAUACCACAAUGACUAUUACCUGUCGGCUACAAUUCCACCUCCGAUCGAUACAAGAGAUGUCGUGCUGUCGCCAUCACAGAGAGCGUCAAUGGCUGUCAUGCACGUUUUCAUUCAGUGCCCUUACGCGGUAGCAUUGAUCCGAGAAGCCAUUUCGAACCCCGAGGACACGACCGCGCUUGCUAUCGCCAUGUCAUAUUUGGAGGGUCUGAUGCAGAUCGACGUGUCGCGACACGUAGCUGAGCUCAUUGAAACAACCGUGUCUGUGGUACCGAUGCCACCAUCACCGGAAGUCGCCGACCUGAUGCCCGACACCCUCGAGUUCGACUCGGUACAAGACUUCAUACUUUGCACCAGAAGCUGGAUGUUACAGUCGCUCCUCUGCGGUCUUGCGGAUACGCUUUAUCGAUACUUCCCAGCUGAGGCGGAGUUAUCGCUACUCCCGUCGCCUCAGCAAUUACGAGUCAUUGACGUGGAUAGUGCACUCUGUCUCCAGAAGUCGCACAGAUGGGCAGAUUCAGUUUCCAAACACAUUCCGCUUUUGACAAUGCGCUUACACACUCCACUCCAGAUGGCCAUUGCCCCAUGGCACCGCAUGACGCGAGAUCUUUCUAUCCAACGCUCACCAUCCGCCUCGCCAGGCAGCCCCUCGGACGUGGCUGCGGAGCUCACACGCGCCAAGCGCAUGCAAGCCUGGAUAGUCAACGAGACCAACAAGAUACACAAGAACUGGAACGUCGCCACCGUCGAUGAAGAUAUUCUUAUAGAAGCUCUGGAAGCCCUAUCUGGAGAGAAGAUGCCCGAUUGGCUUCCAACACGCGUGCGAUUCAUCCCCGAAGAAGGCGAAAUGGCUCUACACAUGGAAUUCGAGAACAGAACAGGGACCUACUCCACUGGAAGAAUCGAUUGGAACUUCCACUCAGAGGAGGGCGGAAUGAACGACCUGUAG
This is a messenger RNA of Alternaria arbusti, 1521 nucleotides long. RefSeq lists its product as uncharacterized. The coding region runs from base 1 to 1521 and encodes 506 amino acids. The transcript has 4 exons. NCBI's taxonomy places the organism in Eukaryota, Fungi, Ascomycota, Dothideomycetes, Pleosporales, Pleosporaceae. The record is from RefSeq and is a predicted model, not a curated record.